CCUAUGAAUAAAUAAUGAAAAAAGGUUAUUUCAUGAACCCUAAAUAAAAUACACCUUGACCUCUAAAAUCAUAUGUAUAGUGUAAAUAUGUUAUCACAUAUCGCUACGUAAUCAGCUAUUUGAUACGGCUUAAAACGAGAGAAUUAAUGUGUACAGUGUCAUUCAAACAUUGGUGUCGUUUCGGUGUUAACUAAAUCCACAAUCCCAGAAUGUUCUACAUCCUCUUAGGAGUACUUCUAGGUGUGGUAAUCUACAAGUUAAUUCAACUUAGCAAAUUCUGGGAAGACAAAAAUGUCAACCACGAACCAACGUGGCCCAUCGUUGGUAACAUGGGUGGAGUACUCCUCCAAAAGCAACACACGAUGGACCUAAUCAUAGACCUGUACCGCAAACACUCCCACCGAAGAUACGUGGGAAUAAUGCAAUUCACCAGACCCGUCUUACUGAUCCGCGACGUCGACCUUAUCAGACAAAUAACCACCACGGACUUUGACCACUUCCACGACCAUUACAAACCCCAAAACGACCCACUAUUGUCUAAAAUCCUAAUCAACCUAAGUGGUCACCAGUGGAGACAAAUGCGAGCCACUUUAAGCCCGGUCUUCACCACCAGCAGCAUGAAGAUCAUGUACCCGCUCAUGACAGAGUGCGCCCAUGACUUCGUCGGUCAUUUCCGGGGCAAAGAACAAGUAGCCGUCGAUAUGAAGGACAUUUUUUCGCGGUUUUCCGUCGACGUGAUCGCGAGUACCGCCUUUGGUACCAAAAUCGACUCUUUAGAUGAACCCAAGAACGAUUUCUUCAAAAUGGGCAGUCGGUUGGAUCAAGGACUAUACAAAUACGUGUUGUCUAAGCUACCAUUCCUAGCUGAGAUUGCAGGUGCUCAAGUGUUUCCGAAAGAUGUUAUCGAGUUUUUCCGGUCGGUUAUCAAAGAUAAUAUUGAUAAGAGACGGAACGGGGUGGUGCGGCCCGAUUUGAUCCAUUUAUUACUAGAGGCGCGAAAAGGACACUUGAAGUCGGACUUCGGUGAAGAUAAACUUGAAGGGUUCGCGUCAGUUGAAGAGUCCGAGGUUGGUCGAAAUGGUCAACCGAAGGAACUCACCGAUGACGAUAUUGUAUCUCAGGCGAUGUUGUUUCUGUUCGCUGGGUUUGACACAGCUUCGACUACUUCGUGCUUUUUGGCCCAUGAACUUGCGAUUCAUCCUGAUAUUCAGGUCAAGCUUCAAGAGGAAGUUGAUGGGGUUAAUCGACAAUGUAACGGAAAAAUUCCUUUUGAAACUUUGUUGUCGAUGAAAUAUCUUGACCAAGUGGUUUGUGAGUGUUUAAGAUUGUGGCCACCAGGGUUUGAAAUUGAUAGAAUCUGUACUAAAGACUACACAAUCCAGCCUAGAGCGUCACACGAAACCGAAGUUGUCUUAGAAAAAGGUACUUCGAUUUUGAUACCAGUGGUAGGGAUACACCGGGAUCCUCGGUACUACCCGAAUCCCGAGAAAUUCGAUCCUGAAAGGUUCAGUGAUGACAAUAAAGCGAAAAUUGUGCCUGGGACCUAUAUCCCGUUUGGACUAGGACCGCGAAAUUGUAUCGGUUCAAGGUUUGCCCUUCUCGAAAUAAAAACCCUAUUUUUCCACCUCCUAUCAAAGUUUGAUAUUGUACCUGUCAGAGGUACGCAAAUUCCAAUCAAACUGAGUGCGAAGAAGUUAAAAUUGACACCCGAAAGAGGGUUCAGGUUGGGGUUCAAACCCAGGAAGGGUCCAUCUUACUAAGGGAUCAUGGUAGUGUAUGGUUCAAACUAUAUAAUACUCGUGUAGUUACUAAAAUAAAGUCUGUUUUCUAUUUAUAAUAAGGUACUACUUACGUCAGCUUGGACGUCAAGUAACAUAAAAUUUUCAUUUCA
Zophobas morio is the source of this 1891-nucleotide messenger RNA. Its product is annotated as cytochrome P450 9e2-like. The record is from RefSeq and is a predicted model, not a curated record. Bases 210 to 1760 code for a protein of 516 amino acids. Lineage: Eukaryota; Metazoa; Arthropoda; Insecta; Coleoptera; Tenebrionidae. Gene Ontology annotation, molecular function: iron ion binding; monooxygenase activity; oxidoreductase activity, acting on paired donors, with incorporation or reduction of molecular oxygen. The transcript is spliced from 5 exons.